This is a messenger RNA of Adelges cooleyi (spruce gall adelgid), 1241 nucleotides long. RefSeq names its product EKC/KEOPS complex subunit Tprkb-like. The record is from RefSeq and is a predicted model, not a curated record. The transcript has a single exon. The coding region runs from base 288 to 803 and encodes 171 amino acids. Gene Ontology annotation, cellular component: nucleus; cytosol; EKC/KEOPS complex. NCBI's taxonomy places the organism in Eukaryota, Metazoa, Arthropoda, Insecta, Hemiptera, Adelgidae. Gene Ontology annotation, biological process: tRNA threonylcarbamoyladenosine modification; telomere maintenance via recombination.
UAUAGUUUAUAAAUAUAUAAUUUUAUAAAAUAAUAUAUUGUUAUUUGUAGGUUCAUCUAACGUUUAUUAUUGUUAAUGUAAAACACACGAGGAUUCAUACGAUUUUAUUUAGCUUGAUAAUUUGUUUUAUGUAUAAUGAUAAUUUUUUUUACCCGUACAAUUUUAAUAAUUACCAAUUUUGCCUCAUAAUAUGUUAAUUUAAUUAUUAAUUUAUAUAACAAGCUAUAUUUUUACAUAAUUUUAUGAUACAUUACCUAUUUUAUUGAAAUUGUUGGAUAAUUUUAAUCAUGAAAGUCUAUUCCUUGGAAAAUGGUUUGUAUUUGGGAAUUUCACAUUUUACCGACGUCAAAAAUGUAAAAUGGCUCAAAGACAAUAUUUCUAAGUACUUUAAGGACCGAUCACCUGUCUUAAUUCGUCAUUCAUUAAUUGUCGAUCCAUUUCAAAUUGUAGUUGCAGCUAAUAAUGCUUGUUCAUCUAGCAAACGUUCAACAAUGGUCACUAAAACUUUAGCAACAGAAAUUUUAUUCAAUUUGUCAGCCACGAAAAAUAUAACACAAUCUUUGCGUGAUUGCAGUGCAGGUGAUCAAGAUGAAGAAUUUUUUGUUGCAAUUGUAUCUGAUUUAUGUAACGUACCAGAAAUGAAAAUAUUCAAUGAAAAAUGCUUGGAUGGUAAAGAAAAUGACGUUUCAGAUAUUGAUGAAACAUUUAUUAAGUCUUACUACAACAUAAAUGAAGAAGAAAGCAACAAUUGUAGUAUACUUGAUUCUGUAGUUACUAGAAUUGCAUGUAAAAGUUUAAUGUAAAAUUUAUAUAAACUGUUUUGUUUUUGUGUGAAAACCAUUACAUACUCGUAAAAUACAUAAUAAUUAAAUGUUAAAUAUAUUUUCUUAAAAUUUUGACAAAAAGAUUACUCUUACAGUUUACUGUAAUCAAGUUGUAUGUUUUUAAUCAGUGAACAUAUCUUUUAACAAGUAGAGUAGUGAUUUUUACGCGUACUGUACAAAUCUUUGUCAUUUGCUCCAAUUUAUGUACUUAAUGACAACAGGAUGGCAGACAAUUUUUUCAUUUUUUUUUUAAUUAUAACAAUUAUAUUAAUAUAGUAUUAAUUAAAAAGAGCAGAAAAUUAAAAAAAAAACUCAAGUAGGUAUGACAAUUGUGAUUUAUUCAUAGAUUUUACGAGUAUUAGAUAGAGUUAAGAAAGAUUUUAAAAAUAUAUUAAGAUUACCAAGAACAAUUUUUCA